Molecule: messenger RNA, 534 nt
Organism: Cantharellus anzutake
Lineage: Eukaryota; Fungi; Basidiomycota; Agaricomycetes; Cantharellales; Hydnaceae
Exons: 2
Coding region: 1-486 (161 amino acids)
Source: RefSeq, a predicted model, not a curated record
AUGACUAGUUUAUCAAAGGUAUGUUGUAAGACAGCAACACAUGGGCUCAUUGAUAAACCAGUGAUGCUCAACAAUAGGUUGAUAAUAGACGUUGCUCAAAUUAAUCCUUCAUUUGCCAUCUUCCCCUCAGUCCUCAUUUCUCGUUGCCGUACUGGCCAGAGUAUACAUGGCCGGUUUCAUGUAGAGGAUAGACUGUUCGCGUCACCCUGGAUACACCUCCCUGACUGUGGCCGCUGUAAUGAAGGCAUUCUUGACAUAGUGGUUCGUCCAGGCUCACCAACCCUUUCUAUGCUAACGGGGAACGAUAUCACUGAAUGUAACGUCCCUACUUCGUUGAUCGGCUCUCUUCCAUUAAUAUUGCGAAGGCUGGUGCCGCACAGCUUGCCUGAAUCGAAUUUCUCCGUGGCUGCUACCAUUGCAGCUAGGAAGGACGCCGUCUUCGGUCAACUCUGGCAAAAGGUAACUCGCUGUCAGAGGAAAUUGUGAUGUCCUUUAUGCCUGGUACGGAGGUGACGCACUUGUUCAGGCUCUGUG